Messenger RNA from Arabidopsis thaliana (thale cress), 1428 nucleotides. Its product is annotated as RING/U-box superfamily protein. The transcript has a single exon. Lineage: Eukaryota; Viridiplantae; Streptophyta; Magnoliopsida; Brassicales; Brassicaceae. Gene Ontology annotation, molecular function: ubiquitin protein ligase activity; transferase activity; ubiquitin-protein transferase activity. Gene Ontology annotation, cellular component: membrane. Gene Ontology annotation, biological process: protein ubiquitination. The coding region runs from base 557 to 1219 and encodes 220 amino acids. The record is from RefSeq and is marked reviewed.
AUUAUGAAUGAAGCGACACGACACAUGUGAGAAAAGCUCAAUAAUACAUGAGAAUUAUAGAGCAACAAAACACAACACUGCUUUACAACUAUCAAAUACUAGUGUCGCCAAACCAUCAUAAUAGAGAUACAACUCAACAAAUGUCCUCUUGAUUAUAAUCAGAAUUAUAUAUUAUUAUAUGAUACAAUACCUAUCAAGUUUUGUUUUUGGUUGUAAUCAAAUUAUUUCUAGGACGAAAUGAUUGUCCCUACAAAGCAAUUGGUAAGGAUAUGGUAAGAGGCACAAUCUCUCUUUAUACACAAAGGAAGGACUCAUGGGAUUGGAUAAGCUCUUUCUGGGUCCCUAAUUCCUCAUUUCAUUUUCAGAGAAAGAAGUUUCCAAAACCAACAUUUAGUGAUCUCUAUAUAUUAUAUUCCUAUUCCCCACUAAGUAUCAUCAAAGCUAUAUAUAAACACCACUUUGAAUCACCCAAGGCAAUAAACCAAACCAAAACUUCCUAAGAAAAAAAAACAGAGAGAUUUUUUUUCUCUUUCUAAAGCUUUUUUAUAGAGUAAAGAUGUUUUCAGAGCACUUACCUUCUUCUUCAUCUCAAGUUUUCCAAGAACACUUCAUCGACAGUUUCGUCUCCAGAAAAUUGCUUCAGCAGAUCCCAUUUGCCCACAACGCUCAACAAGCUCAUGUACCUGAUAAGAACAACUUGAGCGGCAAUGUUCUCAUGCUGCUCUCUAUCCUUUUGUGCGGUAUCAUCUGCUCCCUCGGGUUGCAUUACAUAAUACGUUGUGCAUUUAUACGUUCUCGAAGUUUCAUGAUCUCUGAUCCCAUCUCUAUCCCAUCCACACCAAGAGAUUCAUCAGUAAACAAAGGGAUCAAGAAGAAAGCUCUCAAGAUGUUACCAGUUGUGAAUUACUCACCUGAAAUUAACCUGCCAGGGGUCGGUGAAGAGUGUGUCAUCUGCUUGUCUGAUUUUGUUGCUGGAGAACAGCUACGUGUACUUCCCAAGUGCAACCAUGGAUUCCACCUUCGCUGCAUCGACAAAUGGCUUACGCAACAUAUGACUUGUCCGAAAUGCAGACACUGUCUGGUUGAUACAUGCCAAAAAGUCUUAAGUGACUGCGAUGCAGCUGAUCAAGUGGCAGCGACAGCAACGGAGAGCAUAGAUAUCAGAAUUUCUCCUCUAGAACCUGAAGCAAGAGUAGCCACUUUUAGAGAAAGCAGCUAGAGUAUGCCAACAAAACAAUCAUAAUUUCAAAUUUUGGCUCUCCAGCAAGAUUAUAGUUUCUUUAUGUCACUAGCCAUAGGAUGUCAAAAUCAAACACAGCAGAGUUUUUUUUUUGCCUUUUGUUUUUCUCAAAGAGUACAGAACAUAUACCUUAAGCUUUCUGUGGCAUCAUACGUUCAUCAGAAUUAUCUGAAUCUCUACUUCUUUGC